AUGACCCAAGAUGCGUCGCUCAACAGCGUCGCAAGCCUCCCCAUCCACCUCCUCCACGCCGAGAUAACCCGUCGUCAAGAUGCCGGUGAGAGGCCGGCAUGUGGCAGCGGCACCGCCAUCCGCGGCUACAACACCUCGCUGCACGUCUUCGCCCUCUUCCUCAUCCUCGCCCUCAGCACCUUCGCUUGCUCCUUCCCCGUCAUCGCCCGGCGAUUCCCUACCCUCCCAGUCCCAAGCUACACCCUCUUCCUCUCCCGACACUUUGGCACCGGCGUACUGAUUGCCACUGCUUUUGUCCAUCUGCUCCCCACCGCAUAUGUGAAUCUGAUGGAUCCAUGUCUGCCUCCGUUUUGGAACAAAGAUUACCCCCCUAUGGCUGGCUUCGUGGCUAUGCUUAGUGUGAUGACAGUGGUGGGGAUUGAGAUGAUAUUUGCGUCCAAGGGAGCGGCGCACAGUCACGCUGUGGAUUUGGAACAUUUGAGGGCUGAUGCUGGACACACCGAUGCGGGGGAGACGAGGAGGUCGGGCAGUUUCCGUGCUUUUCGCCAGGUGCCUUCACAGGAGAAUGGGCAGGGAUAUGAGCAGUUGCAGCCGCCGCGGAGUCCGUACUCGGACGCGCCGGGAUCGGUCGAUAAGCCUUUGCCGCCUCCACCACCGCCGGCCAAAGAUGAUAACGACAGAGAAGACGAGGGAGAUAAUGACGACUCAGACCUCGACCUCGACGAGCUUGACCCCGAAACAUCCGACACCCAACCUUUAACCUCUCACCGAUCAAUCCAACGAACCUCCUCCCUCUCCACCGCAAACGGCCACACAAAACCGAAACCUCCGAGCCGCAACGUCUCCUUCGCCGAACCUAUAGAAUCCCCCAUCCCACCAAGCCCGACCUCCGCGCUCCCCGCCAAAACGCAAGAACAGCGGCUAGUGCUCCAAUGCCUGCUCCUGGAAGCCGGCAUCCUCUUCCACAGCGUCUUCAUCGGCAUGGCCCUCUCCGUCACCACCGGGCCCGCCUUCAUCGUGCUCCUCAUCGCCAUCAGCUUCCAUCAGACUUUCGAAGGCCUGGCCCUCGGCUCCCGCAUCGCCGCCAUCGAGUCAUUCAGCACCACGUCGUUCAAACCGUGGCUCAUGAGUUUGCUCUACGGCAUCACGACACCCAUUGGACAGGCGAUUGGGCUUGCGGUGCACACGCUCUACGAUCCGGCGUCGGAAUUUGGGUUGCUCAUGGUGGGCAUUGUGAAUGCGAUUUCGGCGGGAUUGCUGUUGUAUGCUGGGUUGGUGCAGUUGCUCGCCGAGGACUUUUUGAGCGAUCGCAGUUAUGUCGAUUUGAAGGGCAGGAGGCGCGUGGAGGCUUGCGCGGCGGUGGUGUGUGGGAGUAUGUUGAUGUCAAUCGUCGGCGCUUUUGCAUGA
Neohortaea acidophila is the source of this 1407-nucleotide messenger RNA. RefSeq names its product Zinc/iron permease. Gene Ontology annotation, cellular component: plasma membrane. Bases 1 to 1407 code for a protein of 468 amino acids. The record is from RefSeq and is a predicted model, not a curated record. NCBI's taxonomy places the organism in Eukaryota, Fungi, Ascomycota, Dothideomycetes, Mycosphaerellales, Teratosphaeriaceae. The transcript is spliced from 2 exons. Gene Ontology annotation, molecular function: zinc ion transmembrane transporter activity. Gene Ontology annotation, biological process: zinc ion transmembrane transport.